GAUGCUGGGGAGGAGGAAGGUUGAUGAAAUAACCAGCGACUAGUGAGAGCUCGGUGCGGCUCCGAUGUAGACGGGCUUUUCCCGUGUAGGGGAAUUGCCAAUCAAAGCCAGCUCGGCGAGAAGAAGAGAGACUUCCCCAGUAAAGAGAGAGAGAGACACGGAGGGAGAGAAAGAGAGAGAGAGAGAGAGAGAGAGAGAGAGAGAGAGAGAGAGGAGAUACACAGAAGGAAUCAGCAUGGCCACGAUAACGUCCACUCGGUUCAGCGAGGAAUAUCAGAUGUACGAGGAGCUGGGAAAAGGAGCCUUCUCGAUUGUCAAGCGCUGUGUGAAGACUUUGACAGGACAGGAAUAUGCAGCGAAGAUUAUCAACACCAAGAAGCUGUCGGCUCGGGAUCACCAGAAACUGGAGAGAGAAGCUCGGAUAUGCCGUUCCCUCAAACAUCCUAAUAUCGUGAGACUACAUGACAGUAUAUCUGAAGAGGGACAUCACUACCUGAUAUUUGAUUUAAUAACAGGUGGAGAGCUGUUUGAAGACAUUGUGGCUCGGGAAUACUACAGUGAGGCCGAUGCCAGUCACUGUAUCCAGCAGAUCCUCGAAGCGGUCCUUCACUGUCAUCAGAUGGGCAUUGUGCAUCGAGAUCUCAAGCCGGAGAACUUGCUGCUUGCUUCCAAGAACAAAGGGGCUGCCGUGAAGCUCGCUGACUUUGGCCUUGCCAUUGAAGUUGAAGGGGACCAACAGGCUUGGUUUGGCUUUGCCGGCACUCCGGGGUAUCUCUCUCCCGAGGUCUUGAGGAAGGAUCCCUAUGCUAAACCUGUGGACCUGUGGGCUUGUGGUGUCAUUCUCUACAUCCUCCUGGUUGGUUACCCUCCAUUCUGGGAUGAGGACCAGCACAGACUCUACCAGCAGAUCAAAGCUGGGGCCUACGAUUUCCCGUCUCCAGAGUGGGACACUGUGACACCUGAGGCCAAAGAUCUCAUCAACAAGAUGUUGACGAUUAACCCUGCCAAACGCAUCACUGCAGCGGAGGCCCUUAAACAUCCCUGGAUCUCGCAUCGGGCCACAGUGGCCUCUUGCAUGCACCGGCAAGAGACGGUCGACUGCUUAAAGAAGUUCAACGCUCGGAGGAAGCUGAAGGGUGCGAUACUCACUACUAUGCUAGCUACACGCAACUUCUCAGGCGGGAAGAAUUCAGGAAACAGGAAAGCUGAUGGAGUGAAGGAGUCCUUGGAGAGUACCAACACUACAAUUGAAGAUGAGGACACCAGAGUCCGCAAACAGGAGAUCAUCAAAGCCACCGAGCAGCUGAUCGAAGCAAUCAGCAAUGGAGAUUUCGAGGCCUACACGAAAAUGUGUGACCCUGGGGUGACUGCGUUUGAACCCGAGGCACUGGGAAACUUGGUGGAGGGACUCGAUUUUCAUAGAUUCUACUUCGAGAAUCUCUGGUGCAAGAACAACAAGCCAAUCCACACCACCAUCUUGAACCCCCACAUCCACCUGAUCGGGGAGGAGGCCGCCUGCAUCGCCUACAUCCGCAUCACCCAGUACAUCGACGGCAACGGUAUCCCCCGCACCGCACAGUCCGAGGAGACCCGCAUCUGGCACCGCCGCGACGGCAAAUGGCAGAUCGUCCAUUUCCAUCGAUCUGGAGCUUCAUCCGCUCUGGCUUACUGAAACCUCGCCGCCCCGUCUCAUGCUGCUAUCCGUGACUGACCUGCACGCCAGUACGAUAUCUCCCUGUCACCUCCCCGCUGGACUCUUGCUUCCCCUGGGGGAGGGGUGGAUUGCUUGGUGGAAUCACAGCUGAGUGGGACGAGUCCCCUCUCUCGCAACCCCGCGUUUAGCAGAGAGAGUGAUGAAUUUCAUAUCACACCAUCCUUUUUUGUACCCUGAAAGGCAAUAUUUGUCGUAAAGGCAUGUUUACAGUGAUACCUAUCAUUCAAAUCUGUUUACAGUGGAAGUGUAUUUUUAAAUUGUGAUAAUCCAGUGAUGAUUUUAUGACUUGCCUGAGAUGCAUGUUUUUAAUCUAUAAUGCUAGGUGCAAAAAUUAACUCUAGCCUUUGCAAUUCAAGCAUUGACUUGAGAAGGGGGAAUUAAUGUUUUCUAGAGUUCAGUCGUAGAGAAUACACAGGAUGAAAGACCUAUCAUCUCAAUAAGGCAGCAUCAGUUAGUAACACUGAGGGAUUCAACCGACGUUUCCUGGGAUUGGACCUUUUCCCGAUCCCUUCUUUCACACCUCACCCGCGACUGAAACGGCUGAAAGCACUUUCUUUCUGGAGAUCAGUCCAAGGUCUCAGGAGGGAAACGGGAAUUGGUUUCUGGUUUCAUAAAGGAGGGCUCCCUUGCAAUCCUCGCAAGUCCUCACUUUUACUUGGAGAGCGAUGAUUUUCAAUGCAGUUUGUACAUUUGCAAAUUGUAGAUCUUCCAAAUGAGCUUCCUCUGAUGGUUCUGGCAUCAGUUUGACAUGCCUCUCCCCCCCGCCCCAAAGAAACAGGGCUGAGUAUCCCCUCUUCCCCUCUCCAGGGGAUGUCCAGAGCCAAGUUUCAGUCUUCUCACAGUUUGACCCUGCUGUGGGCCCUGACUGUAUUGGGAAUCAAGUGUUGCCAAUUUAAAUUGGUGUCAGUUCAGUGUUUUUGGAGAACAGGCAAGGAACUAGGACCUGGUUUAACCUUGUUCAUUGCAAGAUGCGCCAUCCAAAGGCAACUAGGCUUCAGCAGCUCUGGCAAAUUGGCCUCUUUCAGGGAAGUGGAGUUUCCAUUCCACUCCAGAACACACCAACCCCCACAUGGACAACGGACUUCCCUAUUAACUCUCACCCUCACACCACCCCCCCCCCACUGGUUGCUCAAUGUCAGAGGACAAGAGGAAGGCGCACCAACUCUUUGACCCUGUUUCCCAGGGCCCUACUGCUUUUUGGUAAAUUGCCACCUGUACCAAGGUUUUGCAUGACAUCUGUACAGAU
Mobula hypostoma (lesser devil ray) is the source of this 2960-nucleotide messenger RNA. RefSeq names its product calcium/calmodulin-dependent protein kinase type II subunit alpha. Lineage: Eukaryota; Metazoa; Chordata; Chondrichthyes; Myliobatiformes; Myliobatidae. The record is from RefSeq and is a predicted model, not a curated record. Gene Ontology annotation, biological process: protein phosphorylation. Bases 236 to 1672 code for a protein of 478 amino acids. Gene Ontology annotation, molecular function: ATP binding; calcium/calmodulin-dependent protein kinase activity; calmodulin binding. The transcript has 18 exons.